Molecule: messenger RNA, 1700 nt
Organism: Astrephomene gubernaculifera
Lineage: Eukaryota; Viridiplantae; Chlorophyta; Chlorophyceae; Chlamydomonadales; Astrephomenaceae
Source: the annotation of a GenBank genome assembly
ACUUCAUGCGCUGCUGGCGUUGCCUGGACCCCGUAAUAACGGCAACCCAGCUCUCGCCGCCGCAUCCGUCGGUGCUGACGGUCAGGGCGCUGAGGAGGAGGACGGGCGGCCCAGCAAGCGGCCCCGCCGCGGCGAGCAAGCCACGGUGAAGACGGCGGGUGGUGGGCCACCAGGCGGCGGUGAUGGGGGCACGGCUGCUGCUGCUGCGCCCGGUGCUGGUGACCCCUCCCUCGCUGCUCGGCGCUCCGAGUACGUGGCCAGCAUGCGCGGGCUGCAGUUCCGAGAGGUGGAGCUCAUGGGGGAGCACUACUUCAGGUCCGAGGUUGACAAGGCGGGUGCGGGUGCGGGCGGCGAGGUGAUGCGGCAGCGGCUGAAGCGCGUGACGGGCGAGAUCUCGGGGCUGGCGUCGGGCCUGCCGCUGGAGUGGGACGCGGCGGCGUUCGUGGCGGUGGACGAGAGCCGAGUGGACGUGCUGAGGGCGCUGCUGAUCCCCUCCUCUGACACGCCCUACGCCAACGGCGCUUUCCUGUUCGACAUUUUCCUGCCGCCCGCCUAUCCCAACGUGCCACCAAAGGUCCAGUUCCUGACCACCGGCGGCGGGCGGGUGCGCUUCAACCCCAACCUCUACGCCGAGGGCAAGGUGUGCCUGUCGCUGCUGGGUACCUGGGCGGGGCCCUCCUGGGACCCAGCCAUGUCCACCGUGCUGCAGGUGCUGGUCAGCAUACACAGCAUGAUCCUGGUGGCCGACCCCUACUACAACGAACCGGGCUGGGAGAGGCAGGCCGCCACCCAGGAGGGCCGCCGCGCCGCUCGCGACUACUCCAACUCGCAGCGCUACAACACCCUCGCCUUCUCCAUCCUGCCAGCGCUGCGAGCCCUGGAGGCGGCGGCGACUGCGGCAACAGGCGCGGCAGGUGGCAGCAGCAGCGCCAAGGCGAAUGCGCUGGCAGGCGGCUCCACCUUCAUUGACGUCCUGCGCCGCCACUUCACGCUGAAGCGACCCGAGCUGCUGCGACAGUGCGACGAGUGGCAGGCGGAGAUCACGGCGGCUGCGGCGGAGCGAGCCAGCGCGGCAGGCGGCGGAGGGAAGUCCAAGGGCCAUGCGGCGUACGUGCCCGGACAGCAGUCUGCGGAGCAGCUGGUGACCUACACGGCCCAGGUGGUGCCCCAGAUCAAGAGCCUGCUGGCGAAGUUAUGAGACCCGUGGGUCGCCGCGGAGCCUGCAUGCAUAUACACGCGUCGGUACAUGCGCCAUGUGCAUUGGUAUACGGAAAAGGAAUAAGGGCGAGGGCCUUCAGGAGGGAGGCUUUUGGAUGCUCGGCAUGUGCACAUACAUCAACCGAGAUGAGCUUGGGUGCAACAUUCGUGUUUCAUGUGCUGUACAGGGGCUUUGUGGCAUCCAUCACACAUUGAGGGCACAUUGAGGGCAUGUGUCUUCCAUAACAGUCGUACACUGCACUUGGCUACAGUGGAGGUCAUUUACCGUACAUACCGUAUGCGGCGAGCAAUCGCAAGGUUCUUCAUCCUCAUGUGUAUUACCGGUACUUAUUGCAUGCAUAAGGAAUGACAUCUGCCGUGGUCUUGGGAGGUUGGUCAAAAGACCCACGGGUCGCCACUACACUACAGAGCUUCCGUUAGCAGACGCAAACGAUAGGGACACGACCCAAAGCGAGCUGAGGGCCAUCCACAAACAGCGUGAC